AUGUCCGCGCGUACAACUCAUUUUGACGCCGAAACAGUGAGAUCGCUUGUACGAAACGCACCACAGCCGCGUUCGCGCAGCGAAGGAAGAUACGACGGCAGCAGAGAAGCUCGAGGAGCUCACAGAUCUCGAAGUGGGGCUAAUGAUGUGGAACCAACGGAAGUGAGUAUUUCGCACAAAAAAGCGCACGGGAAGAUUAGUGAAAAGGCUCAGUCAUUAAAAAUCUCCAAAGCUCGCGCUCAUGCUGCUUCUACGAUCGGCAGCGAGAGCUCACCUCACUCGCUAGAUUAUGUCUCGUCACCGCAACAACCGGUCUCCAGAAACACUCAAGAUUAUUCUCCUAAAGCCUCUUCGAAUCUUUACGCUAGCAUGCAUAUGGCAGAUUCGGAAAGAAAGAAGUUUAUGGAUAACAUUCCGGGGAUACCAGUAAAUGAGCAGUUGGCUACUCAGCGAGGUGACCGGCCCGGUUGGUCUGCAUUUCCGCCCCCUUCGGUUUCAAAGUACGGACAAAAUGUUGCUUAUUGUACGAGUCUUCCAUCUGACUUAAAGUCUCUACCUCGCGACUCGAAUAACACCACGGAAUUGGUUUUCCACAAAUCCUCAGCAAACAGACACACUAAAGGAUUGCGGUUAAAAGGCCACGCAGAAACAGAAAUGCAAUGGAAUGUGACCCAAGAAAAUAAUUUUCGUCUUCGCGACGAACAACGUAACAGGUCCGCGUCUAGUGACUACCAUUACUCGCGAACGCGAGGAAGGCGCAGUAAAGAUGGCGUCAACGUUGUUUACAACGACGUCAAAUUUUCCGGGCCGAAUCGGCAAAAUGUUUCACGGCGAUCGACAUCUACUUCGUCCUACUCGGAGUCGCCGACGGACAGUCAAGGCUCGUCAACGGAGUCGGAAAGUUUUAGCUCCUCUGAUUCCUCACACAAGCGCAGGCGGCGUAUAAGGCGAAAGCCGUCAAAUAAGUCGAUUGGUUCAAGUAUUUAUGGGGAGGAUAACACCAGUGAAUCGGAAAAUCAGAGCGUUAGUGAACCCUCCGCUUCUGAUAAUAUGUAUUCUCAUAAUAAACGCAAGAGUAAAUUUGCGCCUGAAGAACUGGCCAGUCUGGGGCCUCUUGUAACAUACAAGGAUCAUCGAAAUACCACUAACAGGCUUAGGUCAAGUAGUUUGACUUCUGUGAGUUCUUUGGAAGGGGCAGGGAUAUCCACAGAUGCUGCUGCUUCUAGAAAUGAAUCUUCAUUGAUCUCUCCCACUGGCACUCGCAUUGCAAAAGUGAAAAAAAUCCAAAUACGAUCGUUUACAUCGUUUGCUGAUAGUCAAUUGAACAAUAAAGAAAAUCUUCCGCAGAGAAGGAGGUCUUCUGAAGAAAGGGAGCCUCUUAAAAUUAGGGGCAGAGCUGAGACGGCUCCAAGAGACAUUCCAAGGACCUCGUUACCAAGGCAAGGCUCAGAGUCACCGUCUCUAUCAAGAAGCCCUUUUAGUCUCAAAUCAAAAGCCCUUGUUCGGAAGACAAGUAGAGAAUCACAGUUCAGUGAUAGUGAAUGUAAUCUUAGUCCUGAUAAAGGGAAUGAGAAGAAAAGUUUGGACACUACAGUUGAAAAGGAACAGGUUACACGGUGCAACUCUGCCCCACCUGAUCCAUUACCUUCAGACAGCAGGGAACCCAGGCUGCAUCAAAGCCUUCUAUCUGACAACAGCAUGCUACUCACUUCACGGAGUGCAUUUGUUCCAGUAAAACCCACAAAAAGAGCUAAUGAUCUUGAACCUAACCCGUCCAUCAUAGAUCCUGUUUCAUUUGCAGCUGCCGAUUCCAGGCUUGGCAAAGUAGCUUCAUCAGCAGGAGAGGAUACUUUAUUACGGCCUGUUGCAAGGAUUGGAAAUCGUCCAUUGUCUAUUGUGCAGGAAACAGAUGAGUUUUCUGAGAUUGUACAACAAGAUGUUACCUAUAAAAAUGAAAGUCUAGUAGUUAGGAGUUCACAAGAGCUCAAGGGCACACCGCCCUGUAUGGACGAGAACACCUCGAUUUCAACCCUUCGGAGACUGUCAUAUGUGAGAGCGCAGACAAACUCAGCUGAUCUUCCUGUCCACUUGUCUGAUUUAUCACCGGUUCAGAUGCGAGGCCUUAAUUCCGGUUCUGAUUCACCUACAUCACUUUCACCUUUGUUUGCUCAGGAUCUUCAAUCAAGCAGGUACAUUUCAGAAGCUGCUAAUGAGACCAAAAAAGUACUAAAAGAGUUUGAUCCACUGACCUCAAAUGAAAUACUAAGAACAGUAACUGAGGGGGAUUUGAUUAGCUUUGAUGACGAGAACGGAGACGUUAAAGAACCAGUUAAAAAGCGAAUAAAGCGGAUUACUCGUCCUAAAAUACCAACAAUUCUUGGUGGCGAAGAUGCUGACAAUUCAAUAGACAUGGAAAGUUUUGAAGCAUCCACUGGUCUUCCUGGGGCAAGUAAUGUUUCUUUCAGUAAAGGUAAGUUAAACAAUAAUGUUUUUUAGUUGUUUCUUCCCAAAGCCAAGGAUUAGCAAAAUAAACCUCCAUGCUGUUUUUCAUGACAGAAUGGGUGGCUUAAGUAUGGAAAGUUUUGUGCAUUUCUUUGGCUAAACCAAUGACUGGGUAACCUGUGGAAUCUCAGUUUUAAAUAAGAUUAAGUGAAGUGAAUUUAAUAUAAAAUGCAUAUUUAAAAGGUGCUCAGUCAUUAGCAAUAUUUUGCUACAUACAAAAUUGCCGUGCAGUCGAAAGGAACCUUAAAAAUUGGUCUGCUAAAACAGAACACCGGGGGAGCUAGGUAAUUUUGGCCUAUAGGGAAUUAAGGAUAAACCAAUAUAUUAUUACAACCCUGGCACUACAGUAAAAUGAUUCUUUUCCUCAGAGUCAGUGACACAUCCUUUAAGGAACAAUUUUAUCUUGGAGUUUUGAAUGAUACUCACAACCCCAAGGCCAUUCACUUUCCUGAAUAAAUAUGAAAGCCCAAAAUGACUUCUGAGUGAAAGCUUCAUGUAAAUUAUCCUUAACAAAUCAAAAACAAUUUUCCAUGGUCCGUACUCUCAAACUCGACCUUGGAAAUGACAUCAAAAUAUUCAAAACUCAAGUGGACCACAAGCUGCAGGCAAGUGGUUUCACUGCAAAAUUUUUGAACAUUUUGAUCUCAUUUCUGUGAUCGAGUAUAAACCGUGGGAAAUUGUGUUCAAUUUGUUUCUUAUGAUAAUGUUGACAGUUAUUGACCUUCAUUUCCAUUGAAGUUUCUUGAAAAUGGUACACACAGGAAAGAGAAAAUCAAAUUGUGCCAUCAUCACACCAUUUUCAUAGUCGGUUCUCUGAAUGACUAUAGCUCUCAACCAAUCAGCAUACGAGAAAUUAUUGUAAAAUUCGAUUUUUCCUAUUGUAUGUUUAUGUCAUUAUUAGAUCAGGAAUCACUAAUUGCGUUAUUCUUUGCGCUACCACUCUUCGAUAAAAGGAGAGUGUUCCCAUUUGGAAAUUGUGGUGCCAUUAUAAGUGCAUAAGUCCCGUCAUCAUAGACAACCCAACACAGCAGCAUAAAAAACUCUUGAGAAAAAAAUUUACAGUGGAAACUGGUUUCAAUUCACAUUUUUUUUCUUCAUGGCUUUAACAUUUGAACCCUCCCUCUUUCUGGCUACCUAUCUACCCUAUGUUGUUGUUAGAAUUUGUAUUCCAUUUUGAUUCUGUUAAUAAGUGAAUGCCAAAAACAACCUUAUGAUUUCUUUUUCAUUACUGUUCAAACCCAGACAAGUUUAAGCAACAACAUGUGUAUGCAUGGUGAAAACUAAGAUGAGGCACUGAAAUAAAUUCUAAUUCAAUAUAAAUAGUUCCCCUUUUAUGUAAAUAAAAACAGAUGUUUUUUUAGCUAAAGAGGAAGUCGUUCAUGUGAAAUAUACCGAGUAUGCAAACAAACUAGGCCUAUCUAAAUAGCUGUCUAAGUGCUGUACCCAUUUCACCAAAUUUCAGUUGACGUUUUGUACCAUUCCAAACAAUGAACUCUGUUUUUUUCUAUUAAUUGCCUUUUGUUUAAGCAGCUUCUCUGAUUUCCCUACAAACAUCUUAGCAUAUUUAAAUUUUCUUGAUCUACAUUCUAAAGUCAUAACUCUUUUUAUGCAAAGAGUAGGAUGUGCUUUGUAAACUGUUUGACACCCUCUCAAUUGCAUUUUAGCCAAAAACACAUUUUUAAUUCAUUUUUAACAGACAUGCAUAUAGCAUGUGAAGCAUUUAACUUAUGUUUGAAUUCAGUUUGCUUAUUGUGCUACUAGAUAAGCCUAGACUAAUGACAUAAAUUAAUUUGCAUUAAACAUCAAGUGUUGAUGUCUUGUUGGUUGAAAUAAAUUGCAUUUAAAUGGUGUCCUCAGACAAAGUGCCGCUUUCAAGUUAGUGUUUUUCAGAAUGGUUUUUAACUUCCAUAAGCCUCUGAGAAACUAAUACAAACAAUUUUAGUGAAAAAGUCAUUAUUUUCAUUUAUCCAGUAUGCUGUUUACUUCACUGAUGACUUAGUUAUUUAAUGAGGUAUUUCUUGUCUUUCAUAUGCCUUGGGUUCAGUUUGCUCAAGAGUCCAACCUUCCCUUUAUUUUAUACAGGUUUGCUGUGUUUAUAACUUAAGUUAGCUGAAUGGAACUGCAGAUAUUUUUUAAUGUCUACUGUGGGGUUAAAUUCUUGCAAGAAUAUAAUGUUGGGGAAAUUCAUCCUCACUUUGUACCUUGAACAAAGGGUGUCAGGAUCUUAAUACCUUUAAGGUGAAAUACAUGCACUAAACACUUGUUGUAAGAGGUGCAUAUGAAAUGCUUUUUCAAACUACACAAUCCAAAAAAGUACAUUUUGAGCUUUAAACUUAGUAUUAGAUGUCAAUGUGUUUUUACUCAUCUUAUGCUCACUAUUUUUGUGAUUGCUAAAUAGACAUCUCAGGAAUGUUUGAUGGACCAAACAGAGACACCAUUAUUGCACAUGAUAGUGAAGAGGAAAGCACCCCAAGAGCAGCUUCGGAUGCCGAGGACAAUCAAACUGCGGAAUCACAUUUUAAUGGCAGUGACGUCAACAAAAAGCAAACUGAUUCGGUGUUUGAUGCUCAAGGCGACAGCAUGGAAGACAUCAAUCAAAGACCAAAACCCAGGAAAAAACUUCAGAAAAGAGCCUCUUUGCCUGUGAUUAGAACAGAAUUUUACCAAGAAGAGGCUACGAAUAAUGACGAGGCACCAUCAUCAGAGGAAAUUCCUAAGUCACCAUCAUUACGAAAGGCAGAAACCAUCAAUGAUCUUUCCUUAGAGCAGGUUGCACACCAUCUCAAGGUUGAUUCAUUGCGGGGAAUUGAUACUGAGCCAGGCAAAGACUUUUUAUUACUGGAUGAUAAGAGUUUAGAGAGCUGUAGCCCUCCGCCAGGGGCAACACCAUCACCCAGUCCUAGUCAAAUGAAUUUUGAUGCGCUCUCAUUAACAACAAGUGGUUUUAGUGAAACCCAUUCUGAGGAAGUGAGUACUGGGGAUCUUAAUGUUGGAUAUGAUCUUUUACAAAUGGACUCCACUGUUAACAAUAAAUCUGUUGAUGAUGCAUGGAGGUCUCAGAGUGACCCUAGUCAUGGUAUUCAGUUAGAGAACACAAUGGCUGAGUUACAGGCUCAUCGCAAUAGCAACAGUGAACCAAACUUGAAUGGAGAAAAAUUGAAGGAGGAAUCUGAACAGUUGGCCAAGAGAGUAAAUGGUGGGAAUCAAGUGGCACCCAAUAGAAAAACCCAUGGGAUAAAGGAGGACGAGGAUGAAGAUGACGUUGAUGAUAAUGAUGAUGACAAAGACAACUCGCUAGCUGACUUGAGUCCAGAUGAUGGAUGCUAUGAACUGGACAAACCUGACAUUAAGAGGAAGCCUUUGCAUAGGGCAAAAUCUGCCCCUACACCAACCACACCGUCAUCGCCCAGAACUCAGAGAAUAGCCAAUUCUUUUGCUGUGGAAAAAGCUCAAGCUAAACUCAACAAACUUGCAGCGAUGGAGACAAUAAUGGAACUGCCAAAUGCAGAACCCUCAGUUCAGAUCCCAGAAAAACCCAAAGUUGAGAAGGCAAAGCGAAGCUCGUCAGUGGAAGGGGGUAUCACUUCACCAACAGCAAGUGAGGGUACAUGUGCUAAAGAAGACAAGAGGAGGCUUUCUAUAUCCAAGGAGCCUGGAAAGAGUCAAAAGUCAAAACAUGUAAGUACUUUAUUGAAACCUGCAGUGUCUAUAGCACAUACACCUACGUCCAAGGCUGUCAUUAAGGGCCAGGGGCAAGGGAUUUUCCCAGCUUUUAUGAUUGUGACCUCCACCUACUUUUGUAGGAAAAUAGACGAAAAAUAGAACCAAACAAAAUCCCUAGUUGUUGGAUUCCCCGUCUACUUGUAUCAUUAGCCUGGCAACUUGAAAUUUUAAUGACAGCCCUGCACGUCACAGCAUUUUUACAUAACGGUGUAUUUUUUGUUGUGUUUUAAUACCUCUCGCUAUGAACUGGAAGCUCUGCAUUGCAUAAGUCCAGAGCUAUCCCAGUUUUAGAGACUGUAUUAUUUUCUGCUCUACAUAUUUUGCUAAGCGUAUUGUGGACUACACUCGCAGCAAAAUCAUUCUUAAAAUAACCUGGUUUGUAGAAGGGCUGUGACUCAUGCAGGACAAAAUAACGUAGUUGAAAACUCCAGAAACAGUAUAGGGGCACCUACAGUUUAAAUUUGGUCAGCUCUUUGUUGGCUUAAUAAUUUACAAUAACUUUCUCUUGUACUUUCAGCAAAUUGAAACAUGCUUGGUGAUUCAAUUUAUUCUGAUUUUGAAAUAGUUAGAAUUGCUUGUUUGUAUAUGUUGUGGUCAAUUUAGUUGUUGCCAUGUCAACUGGGUGACUCAAAUACUAUGAAUGCCAGUUAUUCUGAAGAAAUCAAAGCAUUACUGUACUUUUCAAGCCAAUGCAGUUAUUUUUUUUUAGGGAUCCACAAAUGUUCUUUUAUAACCACAGCUCAAUGAAAUCUUUCCAUAAACUAACUAAAGGCCCUUUUGUAUGUUAAGGUAUUCCAAACAAUUAUAUCAUUGUCUAUUUAAAUGUACAUUUUACUCCUUUGUUAUGAAACAAGAUUAACUGAUAACAAAAGCUCUUGAGAGAUUGAAACCCCUAAUCUUGCAAGGGUUGAAAACAUGACAUUGUCACUCUUUGUACAAGACAUGAUGCCUGAUUAAUUAAUUUGGUUGCAUUCUCGUGAUUGUAAUAUUGGAAUAAUUUGUGGGUGACAUUCAAUCCAAUUCAAAAUAGCUUAACUUCUGUGGAAUUACAUAUGUUGUAAAAGUACAGGUAAUUUCAGUCUGUAUCUCCUCCCAAUCAGAGGGAUUUUUAUGGAAAACUUUAACAAUGAUCGAACACCAUACAAAACAAAAAGGAGUAGUUGAAGUUUAUUGACUUUCAAAAUGUCCUUCCUUUCAUGUCUUAAGCUUGCUUGAUAAAAAUAUUUAUAUUAUAUUUUUUGCACAGCUCUUUACAAUGCAAGCCAGGGGGUAAAGAUCAACAAUAGGCACUCAAGCAUGUAAUAUAACAGUUCAUAGAAGACAGAAUAGAGAAAUCAGUACUCAAAAACACAGAUUACAUGUAAUUAGAAAUACCAUUUACUUUGCACAUCUCAAUUAACCAGUUAAUGGGGCAAAUUAAAAUAUCACCAGCCAUUAAAGAAGACUGAGUUAAACAGAGAUGAAAAUGAUGGGGUCUUAGUCUAUAAUUUUGGUUGGAGUUGAUGGCUGACUCUGUUUGUUGUGGCUUGAUUAUGUUUGUAUGCUACAACGAAGUCCACCCUUUGGAGUCACUAGGACAUUGCACACAGCUUAAGUUUUGAUUGAUGGUGUUUCCUGUCUGUGGUUAGAGUCUUUGUUCUCAGUAAACAAUACUGUUAACAUCAUAAAAAUUUUAUAUUCUGAUGUGCUUCAAAGUCAAGUAGACUCUUAUUGACUGAUGCAGCUUAUGAACAGUGCUUUAGAGAAUGAUGUGAUAAAAUGCUCCAAACUUAAGAAACUGUACAGUGAAACAUCAUUUAAGGAUUGUCAAUCACAUGCUUGAAAAUAUUACUGCAAUUUCAUCAUAAACGUAUAACAUCUGAAUUACUGGUGCAAUGGAGCAUAAAUGAUUCAUGUUUUCAGAUGCUGUUCUUUCAAGAUUUGCUUUGAUCAGAACAUGAAGUGUGAAGUUUCAGCGGACUUUUCAUAAACACCUUAUAAACACUCCAACAGAAGCCUAGCAAAAGUACAUAAUUUUAUAAACAGGAAAUUGUAUAUUUGUUUAUUUAAGUUCAUUAGACCAGCAAGUAGCAAAAGUGUUAAGAGCCAAUUUGUGGUUAGAAUUUAUUGAAGCCACGUUCCAAGGUCAAGCUGAUUACUCUUAAUAAUCAACCAGGCUGUUCCAAAAACAAACAUAUUUUGCCUUGAAACCAGCACUUCCUACAGGAAAAUAGUGUGUUUAGAACUGAAAAUAUAAUUCUUUGUGGGUUAUAUUUAUUUACAUAACUUAGCCACUCUGAUAAGCUUGGCAUUAAGUCUUUUACAAACAGGUGGUGUAAGUUGAUAUUCCAUAUACAUGUAGACCAUUUACAGUGUAAGAACCCCCCGGUCUAAGGUACCCCAAGGAUGUCCUCAACAAGAGAUGCCCCAGGAAUUCAAAUAAUAAAGAAAAAUUUUAUUAGAGCAUUCUGCAAAUGAAAUGGACUGAUGGCACACAUAUUUUAUUAAUAAAUUCAUAUUUUUUGUUCUCAAACCGUCUUGAAGUUAAUGAUCAUAAAGGAUUUGGUACAUUUUUUUGUUGCAUAUUGUUAUCUACACUGUAUCUGUUAACUGUUCCCGUUACUUAAUUAUUAUAUGUAUAUCAGAAGUCUUGUUGGUUAUGAAUAAAUGAGUACAGAAUGGUAGAUAAUCUGAUACAACUGCUAUUGCUUUGUGUUUCCAUAGGAUCUCAGGGCUCAUGUGUUGAAAAAUUUGCUGGAUACAGAAUCGUCUUACGUGCAGAAUCUUCAGUUUCUUGUAUCGGUAGGUUUUCAUGUUGUUUUAUGCUCCUGUAAUAUGUAUUUAUGAUAAUGAAUAAUUCAUAAUUUAUGGGUGUGAAUAAUAAUGAAGCUGCAUCGACAUAAUUAUCAUAAUUCAUUAUAAAGUGCCUUUGGGUCUUGGAAACCAAAUACUCCAUGACACAUUUCAAAAAAUGCCACACUUUACUAAGUUAGUAUUGAGGCAGUUUACAAUUCUAAGAAAUGAAAGCAACAGUUAUUAAACAGUUCUCCAUGUCUUUGCUACUGCUCAUGUGUAUGUUUUACAGGAGGUGGGAAGGAGAUUUAAUUAAAUGACUCAAGUUAUAAGAUACGCUGGCCAUGAGGUUUUGAAUUUAAAGUAGAGGAUCAAUUGAGUACAUGAGUAGAUCAGUACUUAAGAUUAUGAGAUUAAAAGAUAUAAAGACUUACUUUUGAAAUAGAUAUUAUCAAGUAAAAUGAUUUUCUAAACAUCUACUAGCUUUUUAAUUAAACCUCAAACAUAAGUACACAAUUACAAUUUGCAAGGUGUCAAGUGGAAAGAAAGCUGCUUCUUUGACAUAAUCCACUGUCUGAAAGUGUCAGAUUUCUGUUAAUGAACAUUGUGUACUGUUAUUUGAAACUUGGAAAUAUGUGAUGCAGCCCUUACUUGAGAAAUUUAUAUAGAAAAUGUUGGGAGCAUUCUAUAAAAUGAAAUCAAUAAUACUGUAGAAUAGGACUAUUUUGCAUUGUUCUAUUGGUGGCUACAUUGUAUCUUGAAUAUUAUACUUUUUUGUGUAGUGGACAAUUUUAGAGGGCAUGUAUUAACAAUGACACUAUUCUUUAUUGUCUACACUGGUUUCAUCUAAAAUGAGGUAGUUUAUAUGCAUUUAUUAAUUGCUUUUAAGUGUAGGUAAUAGAUCUCUAAUUCUUGCAAUUUCUGAAUACUCAAACAACUGAAUAUAAAAUUAGGGUUAGAAUUGUAAAUUUCGCUUGCCAGUGCCUGAAGACCUACGAAGUAAAUGUGCUUAUGAAUAGGAUUAAGCAUUGUUAAAAAUUGAUGGAAUGAAGCAUUAUUUCAGAGAGAAACUUGUGUUUUCAUGCACAUGUGAAUUAUGACUCAAUCAUCAAAACAUGUAUGACACUGAUUGCAGGGUUAGAGCCUACUAAAAUGUUAAGAAUUCGGUAAAUUGGGAAACACUUAAGAGCUUGAAAUAGAGAAGUAUUGUGUUGCAAAUAGGUGACAAAAGAAAAACACAAUAAGAUUUAAAACAAAUAAAUAAGGCUCUCUUUAGGGUAAAUUGUCAUGCUUUGGCUUCCCUUUAAAAAAGCCACUUCCUACACAACAUGGAUCAGCAACCAUAAUACUCUUUUAACUCCUACUAUGUAUUGUUCGGGUCCUUUUUUAAUUAAUUAGCCCUGCUUGGUUUCCAUGCCCAAGUAAAAUAAACAUGUCGUUUCAGCACACACACAGUUGGUAAUUUUGUUUCCCUUAGCAGAAAGUAGACUUUUUGUUUGAUUGUCUCCGACAUGUUUUCAUUUCCUGUUUACUUUACGGUCCACUUCUAAAUUCCUUCUAUAUUAUUUUUUUGUUAUUCAAGGCAAAUUUCCUCUUCCUUUUGCUUUCUAGUUUUGGAAACUAUCUUUAAGAGGAGGAAAUGUUAUGCAAUUUUAAUGUAACUCCAAUGAAUUUGUGGUUGUUUUGUGGCUGUUUAAGUGAAACUUAAAUCUGGCAAUACUUUUGCAUGGAGCUACUUGGUUACCAGUUUUAAGUCAAAUGAAAAUGUGCCUUUUCUUGAACUUUGAACAAGGAGUGAAAGACAAAGCAAACAAGGAAAUGGCAUCACAGCAGACUUAUGUGCUAAGUACAUGAAACAUUGUUAAACAAGAUAAUGAGUAGAAGAGACCAAGCAAGUUUAAGCAAGUGGUUUUAGUCUUGCUUGUGCAGAAAGUUUUGUUAAAAACUGCUUCAAAAAUUUUACCAUGGAUCUCUAGACCGAUCCUUGAGUAUGUAUUGGAGUAGUUUAUCUAUGAAAAUCACACUUAAAAACCCAACAAAACUUUUAUAAGCCUCAUGUGAGAAUGAAUAAUGGCAAGCAGAUAAUUUUUUUUUAAGGCACUCAGUCAUUGAAAACCCACUCCAUGAUACCUAAAAAAUUUGAAAAAUAAUGCUUUUCAAAAAAAUAUCAAACAUUAUCGUCUGUCCGAGCAAUACUGUUGUUACCGAACAUUACCUUUAGAUCUGUCUAAACUCACUUCUUCCUAAAACUUGUCUACAGUUAUAUCUUACUUUUUUCACAUCUUUCUUAUUUUGCUGUACAGUAAACAAUUAUUUAAAAAAAACCUUCUUUUUUAAAGUCUGGCAAAAUAGGUUCUUUUNCACUUAAGAGCUUGAAAUAGAGAAGUAUUGUGUUGCAAAUAGGUGACAAAAGAAAAACACAAUAAGAUUUAAAACAAAUAAAUAAGGCUCUCUUUAGGGUAAAUUGUCAUGCUUUGGCUUCCCUUUAAAAAGGCCACUUCGUACACAACAUGGAUCAGCAACCAUAAUACUCUUUUAACUCCUACUAAGUAUUGUUUGGGUCCUUUUUUAAUUAAUUAGCCCUGCUUGGUUUCCAUGCCCAAGUAAAAUAAACAUGUCGUUUCAGCACACACACAGUUGGUAAUUUUGUUUCCCUUAGCAGAAAGAAGACUUUUUGUUUGAUUGUCUCCGACAUGUUUUCAUUUCCUGUUUACUUUACUGUCCACUUCUAAAUUCCUUCUAUAUUAUUUUUUUGUUAUUCAAGGCAAAUUUCCUCAUCCUUUUCCUUUCUAGUUUUGGAAACUAUCUCUAAGAGGAGGAAAUGUUAUGCAAUUUUAAUUAACUUCAAUGAAUUUGUGGUUGUAAUCCUGUUUUGUGGCUAUUUAGGUGAAACUUAAAUCUGGCAAUACUUUUGCACAGAGCUACUUGGUUACCAGUUUUAAGUCAAAUGAAAGUGUGCCUUUUUUUUAACUUUGAACAAGGAGUGAAAGAUAAAGCAAACAAGGAAAUAGCAUCACAGCAGACUUAUGUGCUAAGUACAUGAAGCAGUGUUAAACAAGAUAAUGAGUAGAAGAGACCAAGCAAGUUUAAGCAAGAAGUUUUAGUCUUGCUUAUGCAGAAAGUUUUGUUAAAAACUGCUUCAAAAAUUUUACCAUGGAUCUCUAGACCGAUCCUUCAGUAUGUAUUGGAGUAGUUUAUCUAUGAAAAUCACACUUAAAAACCCAACAAAACUUUUAUAAGCCUCAUGUGAGAAUGAAUAAUGGCAAGCAGAUGAGUUUUUUUAAGGCAAUCAGUCAUUGAAAGCCCACUCCAUGAUACCUAAAAAAUAUGAAAAAGAAUACUUUUCAAACAAAAAAUCAAACAUUAUCUUCUGUCCGAGCAAUACUCUUGUUACCGAACAUUACCUUUAGAUCUGUCUAAACUCUUUUCUUCCUAAAACUUGUCUACAGUUGUAUCUUACUUUUUUCACAUCUUUCUUAUUUUGCUGUACAGUAAACAAUUGCUAAUAAGAACCUACUGUUUUAAAGUCUGGCAAAAUAGGUUCUUGUAUUUUGGGUUACUUAUUGGCAAUUUAGGCUAAGUAGGUUCUUAAUUUUUUAUGAAGGAGAUAAUAGAUUGUUGAUUACAAGAAAAAAAAUAAACUUUUUAUUUAUUAACAAUAUUAUUGUAUCAUUAUAACCCUAACAAAACUGAUUACCAAGUUAAUAUUCAGUUUAGUAGAGUAUGUUCUUGUUAUACUUAAAUUUAUGAUCUCAAAGUUACACUCCUUGGUUAAAUUGCUUAUCAGAAUUUAACUGUAACCAGCAUGUAAGAAUCUGUUUGAUCUUGCUUGGCUAAACAAUUUCUUGUAUUUUUGGCUAUUAAAGUGGCAAAUUUCUGCCAGAAGGUUCUUAAUUGACAGGUUCUUAUUAGCGGGUGUUUACUGUAACUGUUUUUAAUUAUUUUGUUCUUUUUCACCCUCUUUCUGGUUUCUGGCCUUUAUAUCAAACAAAACCUACUGUAAAAUUCUGAAAAUAAGCCCCUCCAUGUAUAAGCCAUCCAAACCGGAAACGCAAGAAACCCUCCGUUUAAUCGCCCCUCCAAAUAUUAGCCCCCCGGGGGCUUGUGCUUGGAAAAUUGCCCUCAAAUACAAAGUAAAACAAAGCAAAAACGGUACAUUUAUGUCCAACCAUAUGGCUAGCCCAAUUGAUUUUGAAACACAAGAUAAGCCCCUCCAAAAAUAAGCCCCUCAAAAAGGGCCUUUGAAAAAUAUAAGCCUGGGGCUUAUUUUUGGAAUUCUAUGGUAAUUCGUAUUAUGAGGGCUAACUAGAAAACCAAAAUGGUUUAAUCGGCCACAGCACCAUAUUUCGAAGUUGAUGAUUAACAUCAAAUAGAAAUGUUUAUCACUAUAAACAAAUAAAAGGCUGUAAUUUAAUACUAGUUAAUCACUUUGAGGAGAAUAAAUUGAAUUGAAUUAAACUCUGAUUAGGUCUGUGUAAUUUUCACUUACUAGAGCUACUACAAAGCACUGAAGAAACAGGAAAAUGCAGGGAUUGUGGAUACUGCACAAGUAGACGAAAUGUUUUAUCAAAUUCCUGAAAUUCUUCUCUGCCAUGAGUUUUUCCUCCAGCAACUUCAAGCCAGGGUUAAUGAAUGGCAUGACAAGCAAAAGAUUGGCGACAUCUUUGUUUCCACGGUAACUAUUCUAAAUAUUGAUACAACUUGUUUUCGCUUCAAAUUUUAACCCUCACUGUUAAAUUUCUGUUAAUGAAAUAUCAAGCAGUGAUUGUUGCAGAAAAAAAAUUGUCUAUAAUGCUUUAUCAAGACUACCCUGCAUGGGAGGGUAAAAGGUUGAUGGAGGAGUGUCAUCUCUUCGUCUCCUAUGCAUGUCUGUGCCUCCAGCUAUCGUAGUUGAAUCAAGGCAUUUUCUGAAAACAGGCCCCAAUUGCAAAACACCAUUUACAGUGUGACUACUAGACAAGGUUGACCAAUUGCAUCACAGGAAAAGAACAAUACAUUCCAAGAAAGUUAGUUGUCAAUCAUAAUCGAAAUAAACAACAUAGAUCGAAAUCAACCAAUUGCAACCUACAGACCUGACCUUUUGAACCCACUGAAGAAAGCCCAUGUUUCCUGAGAGGUCCAUUAGAGUGAAUGACGCAGGCAAAAACUGUAAGACUGUUAAAUUUUUUACAUGAGGUCAUUAUGUUUUUUGAAAUGUGCUGGAAUGUAAAAAAUGUGAAAUGGUAGCAAAGAAAUUGCUGGUAGAUGACAAAAUAACAGCUUCUCUCAAACAAAUAUGUCUCCUGGGUGUUAUAUGUAAGGUCCCAAACAGAAACACAUUGUAGGGUGAAACAUUUGCUUUAUUGAAAAAUGUUUGCUAUCUAAAUUUUGUGCUUUGAGUAACUUAUUGUUUUAUUACAAGCUGAUGAUUGGCCCAAAACCAACUUUCUUUGAAUGUAUUGUUAAUUUCCUGCAAUCUGAUUGGUCAACUUUGUCGAAGUGGCCCCAGUUACAGUAGUCGCACUGUAACUUACUAGCUUCAUUAUUUGUUUUACUAGUUUACCAAGUGUUUCUUAGUGGAUGCAUACAGUGCCUUCAUCAACCACUUCCUACAAGCCCGAGCAGCAGUUAGAGUGGCCACAAUGUCCAGACCAGCUUUUGUGCGGUAUAUGGAGGUACAUCAGCAUUUUUUCUUUCUGUCAUCGCGGUCAUCAUGCCUUUCUUUUCUCUGCAAGGAGAUCAAGGCCUUACUUAUUACUAUAACUGUAAUCACCUGCUUAUAUAGAGAUGAGUCCAUGUACAGCUCAGAUAGACUAUCCCAAAAUUAAUGAUCAGUUCAAGGAAGGUCAUGGGCUUUAUUCCUAUCUGAUGAGAAUUUCACUUCCCUUGUCUCACACUCAACAGCAAUUUAUUUCGUAAUAAACCUAGUCACUCCUGAAAUGUAUUGUGAAAUUUAUAGUAGCUCGCUCAUGUUGAUGUUAACUUGGCAGUAAGCCAUAAUCGAUCCCUGGUGAUUCUCCAUAAUGCUUUUUAUCUUUUCAUGAAAACCAAACAUUUUAAUGUACUGAAACUUACUGCCCAGCACCUCAGUGAAAACGGUAAGUCUUCUGAGAACUAGUUAGUUUAAUAAGGGACCUUUACUUAAAAUCUAAACUCAACUUACACCUUUGGUAAAAACUUGGCCUCCUAUAGUGUGUGUGUUUGGUUGUAUCUUUUAGCAAUGUUCCCGCGAUCAUAAAGAAAAGUUAACUCUCCAAGACUUGAUGAUCAUGCCAGUACAAAGAAUCCCUCGAUAUGAACUUAUACUGAAGGUAAGGAAUCUAUGCAUGCAAGUUGCCACUAGGGUACUGUGUAUUUUUGCGUAAUAUUGCACAGUGUGUACAAUGAAAUAUGACUUUUGAUCAAUAGACCAGUUAAGCUUCAUCCACAUAGGUUAUAUGACACUGACUUGACAACCUUCACCUUCACAACCUUACUGGGCAAGACUUUACCGUCUUGGGGCUGCAGUGAUUUGACUGAAUUAACCCUUUCGUGCGCAAUCGUACGAAUUCGUACGAUCGGAAGGGGUCUGCAGAAAAAUGGUCAGCGUACAUUUGCAUGAGUCUUGGGUAGCCUGUGGUGACUUGAUCAAGAAAAAGAACAACAUGUGCGACAUUUUGUGUCUUUAUGAUCAAGUGUGGUCAAAUUUUCGAUAUUUUAUUGACCUCAGCGGCACGCGAACUCAAAUAAUGGCGACGGAAGACGAAGAUCUUUCAGCUUCGGUUAUAUUUUUGGGGAUUUUUCGCGGUAAUAGUCGUGUUUUUCGAUGAGUUCUUCAGCGAACUACGAGGCUUAAGAUUCAAACAGUUGAACUUUUAAGUGUGUGGUGCUGUCGAGGAAAGGUGCUGGAUUUAUAGGCUUGAAAGGUACCUCGAAGCAAAAUUUGUCAUUUUACAAAAAAACAUAUGCAAAUAGCGCCAUUUUGUAUCGACCAGUCAAAGAUUUUAGCCAUUCUUUCAUAGUUUUAACACCGUUUAUUUUGCUUUCUUGGUUUCAAAAUAAAGCUUGUGUGACAUGGGAUCGAUUUGUCUCACUGGCUUUGAUGUAUGUUGCUGUGUGGAGUUAUCAUGCAGUGAUAAACUUUAUAGGCAACUAUUUUGAGACACACUUUUGUCAAGUUUUUAUUUUUAAAAAAUUCUCAAAAAUGGGUUUCUGUUACCGAAUGCGGGCUAGCUUCAAUUUAAUGUAUCCCGAAACAGUCUAGGUCAAUUUUUGACAUCAUACUAUCAAGAUCGAUGCCAAGAAAUAAAUUUUUUGUUGGCAGUAUUUUUAGCGGACACUUAAGAGCUUGAAAUAGAGAAGUAUUGUGUUGCAAAUAGGUGACAAAAGAAAAACACAAUAAGAUUUAAAACAAAUAAAUAAGGCUCUCUUUAGGGUAAAUUGUCAUGCUUUGGCUUCCCUUUAAAAAAGCCACUUCCUACACAACAUGGAUCAGCAACCAUAAUACUCUUUUAACUCCUACUAUGUAUUGUUCGGGUCCUUUUUUAAUUAAUUAGCCCUGCUUGGUUUCCAUGCCCAAGUAAAAUAAACAUGUCGUUUCAGCACACACACAGUUGGUAAUUUUGUUUCCCUUAGCAGAAAGUAGACUUUUUGUUUGAUUGUCUCCGACAUGUUUUCAUUUCCUGUUUACUUUACGGUCCACUUCUAAAUUCCUUCUAUAUUAUUUUUUUGUUAUUCAAGGCAAAUUUCCUCUUCCUUUUGCUUUCUAGUUUUGGAAACUAUCUUUAAGAGGAGGAAAUGUUAUGCAAUUUUAAUGUAACUCCAAUGAAUUUGUGGUUGUUUUGUGGCUGUUUAAGUGAAACUUAAAUCUGGCAAUACUUUUGCAUGGAGCUACUUGGUUACCAGUUUUAAGUCAAAUGAAAAUGUGCCUUUUCUUGAACUUUGAACAAGGAGUGAAAGACAAAGCAAACAAGGAAAUGGCAUCACAGCAGACUUAUGUGCUAAGUACAUGAAACAUUGUUAAACAAGAUAAUGAGUAGAAGAGACCAAGCAAGUUUAAGCAAGUGGUUUUAGUCUUGCUUGUGCAGAAAGUUUUGUUAAAAACUGCUUCAAAAAUUUUACCAUGGAUCUCUAGACCGAUCCUUGAGUAUGUAUUGGAGUAGUUUAUCUAUGAAAAUCACACUUAAAAACCCAACAAAACUUUUAUAAGCCUCAUGUGAGAAUGAAUAAUGGCAAGCAGAUAAUUUUUUUUUAAGGCACUCAGUCAUUGAAAACCCACUCCAUGAUACCUAAAAAAUUUGAAAAAUAAUGCUUUUCAAAAAAAUAUCAAACAUUAUCGUCUGUCCGAGCAAUACUGUUGUUACCGAACAUUACCUUUAGAUCUGUCUAAACUCACUUCUUCCUAAAACUUGUCUACAGUUAUAUCUUACUUUUUUCACAUCUUUCUUAUUUUGCUGUACAGUAAACAAUUAUUUAAAAAAAACCUUCUUUUUUAAAGUCUGGCAAAAUAGGUUCUUUUAUUUUGGGUUACUUAUUGGCAAUUUAGGCUAAGUAGGUUCUUAAUUUUUUAUGAAGGAGAUAAUAGAUUGUUGAUUACAAGAAAAAAAUAAACUUUUUAUUUAUUAAUAAUAUUAUCGAUCAUUAUAACCCUAACAAAACUGAUCACCAAGUUUAUAUUCAGUUUAGUAGAGUAUGUUCUUGUUAUACUUAAAUUUAUGAUCUCAAAGUUCCACUCCUUGGUUAAAUUGUUUAUCAGAAUUUAACUGUAACCCGCAUGUAAGAAUCUGCUUGAUCUUGCUUGGCUAAACAAUUUCUUGUAUUUUUGGGUAUUGAAGUGGCAAAUUUCUGCCAGAAGGUUCUUAAUCGACAGGCUCUUAUUAGCGGGUGUUUACAGUAACUGUUUUUAAUUCGUUCUUUUUCCCCCUCUUUCUGGUUUCUUGCCUUUAUAUCAAACAAAACCUAAUUCGUACUAUGGGGGCUAACUAUAAAACCAAAAUGGUUUAACCAGCCACGGCACCAUAUUCGAAGUUGAAAAUUACUAUCAAAUAGAAAUGUUUAUCACUAUACACAAAUAAAAGGCUGUAAUUUAAUACUAGUUAAUCACUUUGAGGAGAAUGAAUUGAAUUGAAUUAAAAUCUGAUUAGGUCUGUGUACAAUAAUUUUCACUUACUAGAGCUACUACAAAGCACUGAAGAAACAGGAAAAUGCAGGGAUUGUGGAUACUGCACAAGUAGAUGAAAUGUUUUAUCAAAUUCCUGAAAUUCUUCUCUGCCAUGAGUUUUUCCUCCAGCAACUUCAAGCCAGGGUUAAUGAAUGGCAUGACAAGCAAAAGAUUGGCGACAUCUUUGUUUCCACGGUAACUAUUCUUAAUAUUGAUACAACUUGUUUUCUCUUCAAAUUUUAACCCUCACUGUUAGACUUCUGUUAACGAAAUAUCAAGCAGUGAUUGUUGCAGAAAAAAAUUGCCUAUAAUGCUUUAUCAAGACUACCCUGCAUGGGAUGGGUAAAAAAUGGAUGGAGGAGUGUCAUCUCUUUGUAUCCUAUGCAUGUCUAUGCCUCCAGCUAUCAUAGUUGAAUCGAAGGCAUUUUCUGAAAACCGGCCCAAAUUGCAAAACACCAUUUACGGUGCAACUGCUAGACAAAGUUGACCAAUUGGAUCACAGGAAAAGAACAAUACAUUCCAAGAAAGUUAGUCGUCAAUCAUAAUCGAAAUAAACAACAUUGAUCGAAAUCAACCAAUUGCAACCUACAGACCUGACCUUUUGAACCUACUGAAGAAAGCCCAUGUUUCCUGAGAGGUCCGUUAGAGUAAAUGAAGCAGGCAAAAACUGUAAGACUGUUAAAUUUUUUACAUGAGGUCGUUAUGUUUUUGUAAUGCGCUGUAAUGGUAGCAAAGAAAUUUCUGGUAGAUGACAAAAUAACAGCUUCUCUCAAACAAAUGUCUCCUGGGUGUUGUAUGUAAAGUCCCGAACAGAAACACAUUGUCGGGUGAAACAUUUGUUUUAUUGAAAAAUGUUUGCUAUCAAUGUCUAAAUUUUGUGCUUUGAGUAACUAAUUGUUUUAUUACAAGCUGCUGAUUGGCCCACAACCAACUUUCUUGGAAUGUAUUGUUAAUUUCCUGUAAUCUGAUUGGUCAACUUUGUCUAAGUGGCCCCAGUUACAGUAGUCGCACUGUAACUUACUAGCUUCAUUAUUUGUUUUACUAGUUUACCAAGUGUUUCUUAGUGGAUGCUUACAGUGCCUUCAUCAACCACUUCCUACAAGCCAGAGCAGCAGUUAGAGUGGCCACAAUGUCCAGACCAGCUUUUGUGCGGUAUAUGGAGGUACAUCAGCAUUUUUUCUUUCUGUCAUCGUGGUCAUCAUGCCUUUCUUUUCUCUGCAAGGAAAUGACCGGUUCAAGGAAGGUCAUGGGUUUUGUUCCUAUCUGAUUAGAAUUUCACUUCGCUUGUCUCACACUCAACAGCGAUUUCCUAAUAAACCAAGUGACUCCUGAAAUGUAUUGUGAAAUUUAUAGUAGCCCUCUUAUGUUGAUAAUAACUUGGCAAUAAGCCUUCAUCGAUCCCUGGUGAUUCUCCAUUAUGCUUUUUAUCUUUUUAUGAAAACCAAACAUUUUAAUGAACUGAAACUUACUGCCCCACGCCUCAGUAAAAGCGGUAAGUCUUCUGAGAACUAGUUAGUUUAAUAAGGGACCUUUACUUAAAAUCUAAACUCAACUUACACCUUUGGUAAAAACUUGGCCUCCUAUAGUGUGUGUGUUUGGUUGUAUCUUUUAGCAAUGUUCCCGCGAUCAUAAAGAAAAGUUAACUCUCCAAGACUUGAUGAUCAUGCCAGUACAAAGAAUCCCUCGAUAUGAACUUAUACUGAAGGUAAGGAAUCUAUGCAUGCAAGUUGCCACUAGGGUACUGUGUAUUUUUGCGUAAUAUUGAACAGUGUGUACAAUGAAAUAUGACUUUUGAUCAAUAGACCAGUUAAGCUUCAUCCACAUAGGUUAUAUGACACUGACUUGACAACCUUCACCUUCACAACCUUACUGGGCGAGACUUUACCUUCUUGGGGCUGCAGUGAUUUGACUGAAUUAAGAUCAAGGUAGACUCUCAAAGAUUGAAGUUUAUUCAAUUCCUACACCUUUAAUUCUAGGACAUGAUAAAACACACCCCACAUGAUCACCCUGAUCAUGGCAGCCUGCAGCUUGCUCUGGGAGAGAUCAAGACACUAGCAGACAGAAUGAACAGAGGAGAAAAGGAGGUGGAUCAGGCUGAGAGGGAAGCUGAGAGACUCCGUGAUCUUGAAGCAACAAUUGAAGGCAUGACUGAGGUAUUGUAAGUUAUUUUUGUAGCUGUUCUUACCCCGACUACAGUUGAAAUACUGAAAGUAUGUGUUACUACCCUGGUUCUUUCAUCACAGUUGUGGUAUAAAUUUGAUUGAGAAAAUAUCUCUUGAAAAUCAUCAACAAUAAAUGAUCCCAAGCACUUUUAAGGAGGAAUAUUUCAGGGGUGAGCAGUUGUGUAAUAUUUUUCAACACAAGAAGAGAAAUUUCUUAUCUUCUAAUGGCCAUGUUAUGUUCUCUGUAAUGUUCUAUGUUCUACAGGGUUCAUACAAAAAAUUGCAACCAUUUUUAAGGACCUUCCAAGGACUUUUCAAGGACCACAUUCGAUUUUCAAGGACCACCUACUUUGUGGAAAUUCUGGAGCAAUGGGUGGGGGUGGGGGUUCAUCAGUUCCUUACAAAUAUGGAAAAUCCAGGGAGGUGUGGGGGUCCUAAGUGAAAAUCCCUCUGGCGUGGGGUAUGGAUAUUUUCUGGAACCACACAUUUAUGAUUUAUAUUCCAUCUUGGACAACCAAAAAGCAUUUAAAACCACUUUCCAUGCCACUACAUUCAAAGUUGAAGAAAAUUCAAGACUUGCACAGAAAUUUAAGGACUUUUCAAGGACUACCCCUAAAAUUCAAGGUUUUUUCAAGACUGUGCAGACCCUGUGCAAUACCAAACCAUUUCACCCUUUUUUUAAUAGUAAAGGCAGGACCACAUGUAACCAUAGCAACAGUGUCCUUUUCACAUGUGAAGACAACAUAUUAUUUUUACGUGUUGAGAUAUCAUGUUUUGCGGAAAGGCACACCUGGUAUGUCAUUGGUGUUUUAUAAUUAUAAUAAUAAAAAAAGUAAUGUUAAUUUUAUCCAGACAACCCCAUGCACCUUGCUGUACAAGAUAUCAGCCUUUUCGAGAAAGGUUUUUGGAAAAAAAUGCACACGACAAUCCUGAAAGGUAUUGUGGGUGGUUUUGAAAUUUGAAAGAAUGACACGAGAGGCCAUAGAAGUAUGUUUGCGAUUGCUAAAGGAAAGCAACAAUAGAAGAUUCGACAGCUACAGUGUCAGGAACAGCAUAUUGAUCAUCUCCCACAUUACCUUUCAGGAUUAAUGCGUGUGCAUUUUUUCUGACAACCUUUCUCGAAAUAGCUGUACAUGUAUGUAAGUACCUGAGUAUUAAACAAAAGUUCUUUCGUUGGCAGCUUGUUACUCCUACUCGGCGGUUGAUACGGCAAGACUUGGUUGCUGAAGUUGUAAGUACUUGUUAACACAUCUACCAAUGUUGAAAAAAGAGCCUAUACAUGAAUGAGAUAAAUAAGAUUUUUUCCUCAAAUCAGAGCAGUAACAGUUGAGAUAUAAGCAAUAAAUUGUAAAACUUCAACGUGUAUAUAAGCCCAUUCUGUUUCUAGUACAUCUUACUGGGUCUGUUGGUACCCUUAGCUAUAUGCGUACGUUGAUCAAAGGCCCAACAAAAAGACAAAAACAAAAACAGGGAAAAUAAAAGAAAAGAGAAAAGAAAAAGAAAAUGUUCUAUAAAACUCAAGUUACUGCAGUUCUGCCAUUACUUCUUGGCCAUAUUGCAGUAAAUUGAUUUUUAAGCAUACUCUUGGGCUAACAUAUGCACUGGUUAUUAAAUGCUUACCAUGAAUUUUGUCUGCAACUGCUUUUUUACUUUUUUUUAUACAUUAUAAGGGAAAGGUGGUGGAAUUCUCCACUUUAUAUCAGGAAUAGAUCCAUAAAGGGUCAUUUUGUUGAUCUUCUUUGUUUNUGCUAAAGGAAAGCAACAAUAGAAGAUUCGACAGCUACAGUGUCAGGAACAGCAUAUUGAUCAUCUCCCACAUUACCUUUCAGGAUUAAUGCGUGUGCAUUUUUUCUGACAACCUUUCUCGAAAUAGCUGUACAUGUAUGUAAGUACCUGAGUAUUAAACAAAAGUUCUUUCGUUGGCAGCUUGUUACUCCUACUCGGCGGUUGAUACGGCAAGACUUGGUUGCUGAAGUUGUAAGUACUUGUUAACACAUCUACCAAUGUUGAAAAAAGAGCCUAUACAUGAAUGAGAUAAAUAAGAUUUUUUCCUCAAAUCAGAGCAGUAACAGUUGAGAUAUAAGCAAUAAAUUGUAAAACUUCAACGUGUAUAUAAGCCCAUUCUGUUUCUAGUACAUCUUACUGGGUCUGUUGGUACCCUUAGCUAUAUGCGUACGUUGAUCAAAGGCCCAACAAAAAGACAAAAACAAAAACAGGGAAAAUAAAAGAAAAGAGAAAAGAAAAAGAAAAUGUUCUAUAAAACUCAAGUUACUGCAGUUCUGCCAUUACUUCUUGGCCAUAUUGCAGUAAAUUGAUUUUUAAGCAUACUCUUGGGCUAACAUAUGCACUGGUUAUUAAAUGCUUACCAUGAAUUUUGUCUGCAACUGCUUUUUUACUUUUUUUUAUACAUUAUAAGGGAAAGGUGGUGGAAUUCUCCACUUUAUAUCAGGAAUAGAUCCAUAAAGGGUCAUUUUGUUGAUCUUCUUUGUUUCUUUCAACAGAAAGGAAAUAUGACUAAGAAAGAUCGCUGCCUAUUCCUGUUCAACGACAUGCUGGCUUGUGCAACUGUUAAGAGAAAGGCUAAUGCUCUACGAAGAGGCUCAUUAAGCAUGUAAGUCCAUACACUAUCCACAGAGCACUAACUAAAUAUUCUCUUGAUAAACAUAACAAAAAUCAUGUUCUUUGGUUUCUUUGCUAGAUUUUCUGGUUCAGGAACAGAGUUUAACAAAUACAAACUACUUUGGAGACUUCACCUUGAAUAUGUGGAAAUUUACAAAUGUAAGAAGUGCUCUCUUUUGCAAGCUUCCAGACAUGUGUGUGUAAUACAUGGACUAACUUUACACUCUUUUAUCCUUUCUGCUUAUGUUACCUUAGAAAAACAUGCUCAUUCUCUCUCAAAAAUUGAACAAAAGAAUAUAUAGCUAAACCUCCAUAUGCAACCACCCCUAGUUGGCAACCACCUAUUCAAAAACCCUAAAAUUUUCCUGGUCAAAUCACUGCACUAAUUUUGAGACCUUCCCUAAAUGACCACCUCUUGUAAGUGACGGCAUCCACCUUUUGGAUGAUGGUUUUAAAAUUUUCCAUUGUUUUUAUCCUCUUGUAAGUGGCCACUGGAGGCAUGAUUUAAAUUUCUUUGUUUGCUGUAUGUACUUCACUUAUCAGACUGUGCCAAAAACUUUUGCGACAACGUGAAACUACACAUAUUGUCAAUAUUAGAAAUUGCAAGCAAUGAAUUCUUUUCUGAGAUGUAGAUGUGUGCGGUUCCCUUCUAGGAGGGGACCCCUUGUGGUUUGAUUCAUGUAAGUGUCCACUUCCUGUGUAAGGGACCAUGAAAUCUUUGUAUUUUGGGUGGUUGCUUAUGGGGGUUUGCCUGAAAUUAUAAUGCCAACAAACAAACUGACCGCGUACCUAUAACUCAUUGUUAUGUCUUGAUAAUUUUGUUGUAUGCAGCAUCUCCUGAGGCUCAGAGGCGGAAUAGUUUAGAAAAACAGUUGGAGAAGCUUGAUAAUGACAUGUCAUCACUCAGCAAGAUCAGUGCCUUGGCUGACACUCUUACAAUAGGACAUGUGGUAAAUAUAAACUAUUGAUGUACCUUUUCAGUCUAGCUUAUGUUCAAAACAAAAAGACAAAUUAUUUUUAAUAAUCAUUGCCUCAAUGCACAGGUCAUGGAAAAACCUGGAAAGUCAUGAAAAUUAAUUUACAAAAAUUCAGUUUCCAGGCCUGAAUUAUGUGUGUUAGAUAAGUUACUACAGAUGUCAAUGCACAGGGUUGUCAAUAAGGGCCGGUAGCUGGCCAAAACCGCCGGAUAGUUAGCCAUCCUUAGCCGGCUACUUUUAUCUCCUUCUACAUGUUCCAUAACUGCUAAAUAAAAAUUGAGCGCCAUCAAAUAAAAUUAUAAAGCACCCGUUUCCCAGUUUUGAAUAACAUUGAACGCAUAUUUAAACAGGCUUGGAUCUGUGAAAUGUUCGAACCGUGCAAUAUCGUGGAACAGCUGAGACAUUUCAAUGACAUUGUUCCCAGUCUUGCUUGUAUUCUGAUGAAACAACGGUGGCAUCCGCGGUGCAAAAUACCUUUUGAAAACCCCUGGAAAUGCCAUUUCUGAGACUCUAAAUUUCAAAAUGUCCCUAGACACCUCAGCCCUCAAGAAAUUAUGCCUUUGGUGUGAGUUCCGCCAACUAUUCAUUAUCAGCCUGCUAAUUAAAACCUUUUUGACAGCCCUGAUGCAAGGACACUGUCUUGAUUGCAGCUAAAAAUUUGAAAGCAUUCAGACAGCAUUCAUUUUGGUAAACACCAGAGUUUGUGCCUGUUAUGAACGAAGUUAGAUAAAAAAAUAGCCCAAAACAAGGAAGGUCAUGGAAAACUUGAAAAGGUCAUUUAAAAGUCAUGGAAAUUGAAGAGCUCAAAAGAGUAUGAACCCUGCAAAAUACAAAAUGAAAUUCAAUGCCAUUCCCUUGGUUAUACAUGUAAAAGGCUACACUUAAAAACUUUGCACAAGCCUUUGUACAAUUAAAUGUUAAUGCCAUCUUGGCAUAAUAAUGUUAUUUUAUAAUCCUUUAGACCUUAGAUGGAGCUAUCCGGGAGUUGAUGAAUGACGUGAACCGACAAAUUUCUGAGAAACAAAUUCCUCUACAGCCUCCCACAUCCACAAAACUUGAACUGCACGCACAAACAGAGUAAGUAAUAAAGUGAAUUCAAGAGGUAUAAUUGUUGUCUAGCAGAAUUUUCAGAUCAUGUUCUUCACGUAGGUACAUUAAUGGGUAAAAUUUGCUCUGACCAAGUGAAUGAAGCACCCAGCUCUCCAAGCUUCCUAAUGUCUUUUCAAACUCAAGUAGUCAUUUAAAUUUGUCCAUAAUUUUUUUUAUAUCAAAAUUGUGUGACAUUGUUAACAUUGUUAACUACUAGUAUUCUUUAGGUUAUUGAAUUUUACUUACAGUAAUACAUGAGGAAAUAUCUCACAAAUAAAUUCUGUGAUUGGCAAUUUUCCGACUUCAGGAGGACCACCAUAAAAACUACUUGGUGACCGCUGAUGAUGUUUCUUUACCUUUUUACUGUGUUUUUCAAAAACACGCAAACUCUGAAGUUCAAAAGCCGCUUUCACAAUUAUGUUUUUCACUACCAUCAACCAUAAUUAUGAUCACGAGCAACGAACCUUGAAACACAAAAACACACACAUCAGACCAAAAAAAUCGACCAAUCACAAAUCACAAACCAUGACCUUUUGAACCAGCUGAAGUAAACUUCUGUUUCCUAAGAGGUCCACUAAGAUGAUUGACGGCAGCAAAAAAUGCAAAUGUCAGUUGGCUUUUCAACUUCAGAAUUCACGUGUUUAUGAAAAGCAUGGUAAAUAAAGUUACUAUCCUUGUUGUUGUAUUCCUGUCACACAGGGAAGGAGAGGAGCUUUUUCAGUUCUUGUUCUUGGAAACAGAAAUAAAGAAUUCCUGGGAAGCUUAUUUUGAAGACGCUAAACAAAAGCUUGGUAAGGGUCUUCUUCAAAGAAUUCUUAAGUCAGUCCUUUUCCCAUGUUUACUUAAAUUUGCUUUUUAUCUUUAGCAUAUGCCAAAGACACUUUUCCUCCUGAGUUUCAAUAUUGUAUUCCUAUCAACAAGACUAGAAGUGGAAUGCAGGUAGGAUUUUGCUGGUCAAACUUCUGCUAAUGAUAAUGUGUAAAAAAAUGUAGUAACUGUGGUGCUUAACCUUUUAAGUCCCAAUGGUGACCAACAUCAAUUUUCUCCUAACCAUAUCCAUAGAUUGUCCAGAGAUUAGGUUAUGAGAAUUAAUAAAUUGAUCACCUAAGAAAAAAUGCCUUGAUCUUUUAUCAAAUUCUCUCAACCCAUCCAUGAAGGAAAUGUACAGAGAUCAGUUUGGAGAAUUUGUAUGUGGAUAUUGGGGCUUAAAGGGUUAAAAUGACCAUACCCUAUAUGGUUGAAUUUUGUUUUGUUGUAGAGGCUGUGAAAGGCACAGGCGAUAUUUUGAAACCUUAUCAGUAGUCUCCAAUAUUUAAACAGCACCAGUAUGGCAGGGUGCAAAGAAAGUCAGUUUUACAGCUUAUGGCAAGCUGUAUCCAGCAUGUAGCAGCCCGAAAGUCAUUUCAACUAGCCUGAAAAAAAAUUGAUGAGCAGGACUGAUCACAGUUUUUCUGUAAUUUGAAUUCCCCCCCAAAAAAUCACUUGCUGAUCGGGCAAGUUAAGAACAGAAUUCACUAGCCUGAUAGCAAAAUCCACGAGCCCCAGGCUAUCAGACACCACUUUCUUUGCAUGCUGUAUGGGCUACUCAUAGCCCCUUUUUCUGUGAACAAUGAGUACCACUCUAAAUUCAAGAGUUCUUCUCUUCUCUCAAUUUUAGAAACCGUUCACUUAGUUAUUUCACAAGGAAAAUUAAAAACAAAUGAUAAGUUAAGAAAUUUUUUUCUGUAAUUUAAAUAAGAAGUUUUGAUCUAUAAGAAUUUAAAAAAUCUUAUCCUAUGAUUUGCUUUUAAGUUUUUUGUAAAAUGGAAAUCCCAAAGUUAGAGCAUCCUGAACUGAGUUCAGAACUUUUAGCCAUUUACCUUAACUAAGACAUGAAUUUUCCAUUUUACUUUUAGUUCACUUGUGCUUCACCUUGCCAAGUGCCACACAUGCUGGAUAGAGGGAACCACUGUGGUUCAGGAGAUGUGUGGGUUUGUAAUAGCGAUGGUUAUGUAGGACAAGUGUGCAUCCUCAGAAUGGGAACUCAAAUUCAGGUUAGAGGUGUAAUCACUUAAACUUAAUAUACUGGAAACUCGAGCUUAUAACUCCAAAUUAAGUAGUGUCUUAAAGUAAAUGAAAAUUCCAAAUUCUUUUUGAAAAAUACAUUUAAAAAAAAUUACCACAGAGAGUACUUGUCAGUACUCAGUAGCUUUCACUCAUUUUUUUUGAAAUACGGGGAAUUUUCCGUCUUCUCCUGUGUCGGACAUCGGUGUAUAUGUUACAGGUCAAAUUUAAUCUCAAGUUAAUUUUGAUUUAACUUAGGUUCAUUGUCAAAUUCCUUUGUCCUUUAGCCCUAGUAAGCAAAGGAAAUCAAAAAUCAUCCUAGGUUAAAAGUUUUUAACCUGCGAACAAAUUUGACCUGUAACAUACAUAAGAUAACUUACAGGGUCUCUGGGUGUUUUGCGACUGCCCAGGACGUUUUCUGUCCUUUUAAAUUCGUUUUUCCCAUCCUUUUAGAACGUUAAAGUUCAUAUGAAAGAAACUUUCACUUUCUUAACAACAGUAAAAGUUAAAUUUCACCAACCUUGAACUUGAUCUGUAUUUUUUCAGCCAUGUGGUUCCAUAACAGUUUGUAUGUCAAGGAUUCUCUGCAUCUCUCCCGUCCCCGGAACCAAAUUCGUCGGCUUAGAAGCUCUUCAGUCUGAAAGCGAAACCAAAUCUGAAACUCAGUCCAUCUCCCUGGGAAGCGAAAAGAGCAGCAAAACACACACAAGCACCAAAAUUUCUCGCUCCGGAUACACCAGCGAUGAGGAUGUCACAGGAGCUCAAAGCAUCAUGGCGUUUGACAGCAGCUCCGAAGACGAGGAGGGACUGGGUCAAGAGAGUUUUCUUGGCGGGAAAUUCGACGAAAGUUCGCCGUUUCACGUCGACGGCCGACUGAGCCCCGAAGGCAGCAGUCUCGGCACCACCGGAAGUGUGGACGGCUUAGACAGCAGUGGGGAAGAGAAUGUGUUUGAAUAUGAGGAGAAUGACUCGAGCUGUGACGAGAUGAAGGGAAAAGGGUCUCGGAAGCAUUCCAAGCGAAGAAUAUGUUCGUCUCGUGCUCAGAGCAAAGACAGUUUAGAUCUGGUGAAUUUUGAAACGGAUGAAGCUUGUGCCGUGUGGCUGGGUACAGAGGACGGAUAGUAAGUCUUUGGUUUCUAUUAAACACAUGUUCCUUCCAUGAUAUGUAUAAAUUUUUUAUUACUUCCUUGCCUUGAGAAACUUGUGAAAUCUAAUGAGAUUUUGUUUUCUGUUUUAGUGUUUACAUGUACCCUGCUAAUGAAGCCCAAACUAAGAAAUCAAAGUUAAAAAUUCAACAUUCUGGGUCGAUUCAAUGCAUCUUGUAAGUAUCUGUUGUAUUUGUUAACUUGUUUUCGAGUGAUUUGACCUUAUAUUGAAGGCAUAAUUUCGCCCGUAGUUCACUAUGUAUUGCCGAGGCUAUUUUGAACUAAAUACCCAGACAAAUGUGGCAGUAAACCAGAGCAAUUGAAAGUAUCGCAUUCCAAAAAUAUCGAAUAAAACUUUGUUGCUGUGAGAGGCAGGGAAAAUUGUGCCAGAUAAGAGCAGAUUACAAUGAAAGCUUAUCUCUCAUUUGUCAGCAUUUUACAUUUCAUUAAAAAUAUUGUUUCCAACGCGUUCCACAAGUACUCCUUCUCCCUCUCAAUAGCCCGUGCUCUUUCACGUAUACCUAGCGAUAAUUUGUUUUCUUACCUGUGAUGUUGAAUUUUGGUACUCUUUUUCCAGGUAUGUCGAUAACCAAGUAUUUAUUUCUUUGUCCACGGGUGACUUGUAUGUUUACAGAAGGCAACCAGGUGAGCUUGAAGUACUUUCAUUUAAAAGCCCGUUUCAUAUGUCGUGCUGCUGUCGCGCCGAAUCUAAUUCAUGAAUUUUAUUAUAAAUACAUUAGGAUACAUUUUAAAAGUUGGCCAAGCCGGUGGCACGACGUUUGUCUUUCCUGUGCUCAUUACUUCCAAGCACAUGCUUCGCAGGCUAGCUGGCUUUUAGUAUGCUGCCGAGGGAAUGUGUACAACAUUCUGAUGGGUUGAAACCAACUCAACUUUUUUUUGAAGUGGUUUAAAAUGGACAAAAUUCUAAUCCAUGUCUGGAAGUCGGUUGGAACCAAACUUAGACCCUGUUUACAUGGAGUGGGGGACCCCGGUCUAGUGGGGUUGGUUUCUUUUGUUUCCACGCUCUGCGGGACACAAAACAAAAGAAACCUACCCCACUAGACCGGGGUCCCCCACUCCAUGUAAACAGGGUCUAAAACCUGUGUAAUAGCCCAUGUAAAAAAUUCUAACAUGACUCUGAGGCUUUCUGGCAUUUGCAGUUUUGUCCAUUAAGCGCGAAGUCAUGUUAGAAUUUUAAUAUAUCGAACGUGGACUCAAAAUGUCAAUUUUUCUGUACCCAGGUUGCGCGUGGGAAGUUGGCAAUCCCGUGAUGCUUCACAUCGGUGAGUCGGCAACAGUCUCCUGUAUGACCGCUAUACACGGUCGUCUGUGGUGUGGCCUGGGUUGUAAUGCGGUCAUCGUCAACACAACUACUUUAGAAGUCGAGGUAAGAAUCAAGUCACUCUCCAGUGGUCCUUGUCCAAACCUCUCUUAAUUCGUAAGAAUGCUACUCUGACAACCCUGAAUUUUCUUUCCUAGACAUCCUUUAACUGCAGCUUGGACAAGGACAGAUCCGUUUACCGCAUGGCCAGUUCCGGUAUGGGGGUGUGGAUAUCCCUUCAAAGUUCUGCUGCUGUGAGGUUGUUUCACGCCACGCGAUACGAGUGUUUAGCGGAUGUCGAUGUCGCCCCACCAGUCCACAAAAUGCUCGCAAGUAAGUCGAAAAACCAUUUCAGUUCUGACCGAACAAACCUGGGUACGAGGUGUCUAACUAACCUUCGUUACACUUGAUUGGCCUUUAAAAUGAAGUCAUUACAAUUAUAUAAGAAACAUGGUUUACUAACGGUCACGGCUCAAAUUUAGUUUCAAACAUCAUUGAUAUUUCCUUAGUUUUUUUGUACUUGGAGCAAGAGCUAUAUAUGUACCUUUUUGAAGCCCAGGUGUAUAACCGGUACUAUAGAACCGCACCAAAUUUUAACAAAGUACGGUAAGGAUUUAUGCAUGUUCCGUUUUGAGAGGGCAAGUUGCAAGGGGUAAAGUAAUUCUUGUAAAAAAUGCAGGUAAAAAUUGGCCUGUUGGCAACAAAGCUUUUUAAAAAAAAUACGAUCCUUUCUUUAGUUUCCGGUUGCGACGAAACAAAUACGUAUUACUAAUGUUUGAAAUACGACACUCGUUGUUUUCGUUAGGUUCUGAUGCCAUCAUCCGUCAACACAAGGCGGCUUGUCUGCGUGUCACUGCUCUGCUUGCUUGUAAAGAUCUUCUAUGGAUCGGCACCAGCGCAGGCGUGGUGUUAACUUUACCGCUGCCAACAAUUACCGCCAGCACGGCUUCUCUACGAAAUUGUCCGUCUGCUACAGCCUCCUUUCAUGGACAUACUGGGCAUGUGCGCUUUCUCACCGCUGUUGAGGUUCCAAAAGAAGGAACACAAGACGGCACCAACGAGAAAGGCUCCGGUACUGCUCCAUCCACUACGACUGCACCCCUUGCACCUGGCACUAACAGCGCCCGAGAUGUGUUGAUCAUCAGUGGUGGAGAUGGUUACGAAGACUUUAGGUCAAGCUCCGCCAGUGAAUCUGCUGGACGAGAUGACAGCACAAACCAUCUCCUUAUUUGGCGCGUAUGACGCUGAGGCUAAUUGGCAGUCGGACGAAUGAUCACAUUUGAGUUCCAAGCCCUCGGUUCUCAAACAACUGUUCCUAGCGACAAGCUGGCGCCACACUAUCACCAGUAUCUGAUUGGUUUUAAAAACCAAAGCACUUCGCGUUUGUUAGCGAAGAAUCUUCGCUUACGAAGUGAACCAAAACCCUUAAAAAACACAGUUAAGAUACUUUUCUUUUCUUUUCUUAGGUUUAAAACUGUUCAAUCAAACAAUGAAAUUGUUAUCACAUUGAUUAAUUUAGGACGUUGUAAUCAACAUUUAGCAAAUAAUUUACAAGUGCCUUUGAAAAAGGAUUUAAUGCGAAGACUUCAGUAGCUUUCCUUUCAAAAGUCUUUGAUAACUACGUCGGCUUCGAGUAAGUAUUAGUAAAAAAGUAGCGUAUACUUUAAGUGGUAUGAAAAGCCUAAACCCGUUUCAUGCCAAAAUAGAGGUUCCGCAUGAGUAUUUUAGGUUUAUUUGAACGAGAAGAGGUAUUUUUAAAAACAGGUAAUAUUUUUGUCAAAUUGUAAAUAUUAACUAUACGGUGUAUUUGACACACCGAAGAAGAACGUUUCUAAUGAAAUGUAAGAGAAGAGAAAAGUAGCGUAGAACCAAUGUAGUUGAAGUUGAUUAUGUAUUAAUAUUAUUUUAGCUCUUUUUCUCAUAGGAAAAGUAACGUAAAGGUAUUUAGAUGCCGGCUGUAAAUAAAGAUGUUGAAGACC
Molecule: messenger RNA, 31450 nt
Organism: Porites evermanni
Lineage: Eukaryota; Metazoa; Cnidaria; Anthozoa; Scleractinia; Poritidae
Source: the annotation of a GenBank genome assembly